AGCUGAGCUGCUCUUUCUCCUCUCUUCACCAUGGCGACUGGAACUACCACGGCGACGGCUGCGGCCACCAGUGCGGUGAAGGUGAGCCCUCAAGGCGGGAUCCUUGAGGGAGGGAAUCCGACCCAUUAUGACUCCAAGAACCCGCUGGUUCUGUUUAUCAUUCAGGCUGUAAUCAUCAUCGUGCUCUGUCGCCUGAUUCAUUGGCCCCUUUCAAAGAUUCGUCAACCUCGAGUUAUUGCAGAGGUUAUCGGUGGCAUCGUGCUGGGUCCCUCGGUGAUGGGCCGGAUUCCAGGCUUCACCGAUACCAUCUUCCCCACUGCCAGCAUCCCAAGCCUCAAUGUCGUUGCAAACCUGGGUCUUGUCCUCUUCCUGUUCCUGGUGGGACUGGAGACGGAUCUCCGAUUCCUGGUGAGCAACUGGCGUGUGGCGUUGAGUGUUUCGGCUGCUGGUAUGAUUCUACCAUUCGGUCUGGGAAGUGCCAUUUCCUACGGUCUAUACCAUGAGUUUCAUGAUGACCCCAGCACGGUGCCCAUUCAAUUUGGUACCUAUCUGCUGUUUAUUGGUAUUGCGAUGGCCAUUACCGCCUUCCCAGUCCUGUGCCGUAUCUUGACCGAGCUGAAACUUCUCGGGACUCGGGUCGGUGUCAUCGUUCUGUCCGCUGGCGUUGGAAACGAUGUCGUCGGUUGGAUUCUGCUCGCUCUUUGCGUGGCUCUUGUAAAUGCGGGAAGUGGAAUCACCGCCCUCUGGGUCCUACUGGUUUGUACAGGAUACAUGCUUUUCCUCUUUAUUGUCUUCAAGCCGCUCUUCUAUCGCUUCCUUGAGCGUACAGGAAGCUUGCAGAAGGGGCCUAGCCAGUCGGUCGUGACCUUGACGUUGCUUAUUGCCCUUGCAUCUGCCUUCUUCACGCAGGCAAUUGGUGUCCACGCCAUCUUCGGCGGCUUCGUCAUUGGGCUAAUCUGCCCCCACGAAGGUGGCUUUGCCAUCAAAUUGACAGAGAAGAUUGAAGAUCUUGUUGCAGCCCUUUUUUACCCCUGUAUUUCACACUUUCUGGUCUAA
Molecule: messenger RNA, 1056 nt
Organism: Penicillium subrubescens
Lineage: Eukaryota; Fungi; Ascomycota; Eurotiomycetes; Eurotiales; Aspergillaceae
Product: K(+)/H(+) antiporter 1
Exons: 2
Coding region: 31-1056 (341 amino acids)
Biological process (GO): proton transmembrane transport
Cellular component (GO): membrane
Molecular function (GO): antiporter activity
Source: RefSeq, a predicted model, not a curated record